UGUCUUUAUCUCAAAAAAACUAUUCGAUUGUAUUUACAAUUUACACACACCCAUCUUCAUCAUGGGUCAAUCUUCAAAGACGAUUAUUUUUUUUUUCUACUCAAACUCUCAACCUUAACUGGCUUCUCGUACAGCUAUUCCAACUAUUUUGCGGGGAAUCGAGAGCCAACAUUGGGGACAUGGCGUCCAUGGCAAAUAGGUUUCUUCAGGCCUACAAUACACCUUUUCUGAUAGGUUUCCCAAAGGAUUUUCCUUUUCAUUUUCCUCACAUGUUUUACGCUUCAAUUGACUCUAACAGGAUGCAAGGGAUUCUAGUUUUGAGAAAGCAACCAAAAUGGCAAUUAAGCAGUCCAAAGGAGAGGGUGUUUCAACUCAUUCUAUUUUCUCAAACAAUGCAAGGUUGUUGGAGGACAAAAUUAUUGAAACUCAUCACUCUGAUGAGCUUACAUUUGCAUUGAAGCCUGUUCUUUACAUAAUUGAGGUCAUAUUUUCUCGUACUACAACUGAUCUUCAUGGAAAUGUUCAGGCGAGUUUAGCCAAUGAGAAGGUGCUGUAUUCUGACCACCGAGAGAUAUUGUUUGAACUUCCAAGUAUAACUGCUGCAAUUUCCCGCGAGGUAUUUUGUGAUUGGUUUAAGGGGGUUGCUGCACACAACACAACAAUGGACAUACUACAAAUUAUCAGACAUUAUAGAUGGGAUGCAAAGCUGGUACUUGCAGUUGGAUCUUUUGCCAUGAACUUUGGUGGAUUUCGGCUGGUGUCUGAGCUUCACUAUACCAAUUCAAUUGCCAAAGCAGUGGCGCUCCUUGAGAAUUUUCCAGAAACAUUGGAGUUGGCAGGGAUUUUGAAAUCAAAGCUCCAAGAUAUAUUUCUUGUGGUCAAGGCAAUACUUGAUAUGACAAAGAGCAUUAUAGAAUUAUAUGAGCUUUCCCACAAUGAAUAUUUCACCCCUGAAUCACCUGAAAUUAUAGCUGCCACUGCUGAUAUCCCAAUUGCUGUUUACUGGACCAUUCAGAGUACAGUGGAUUGUGCUUCACAAAUUAUGAGCAUCGCAGCCAUGGACCAUAAAUACUUAUCCAAGUCAUGGGAUUUAUCAUCUUUGGGCCAUAAGCUUGAGAUGAUAAGAAGCCAACUUGUAAUGAAAAUUAAUCUUUGUUAUAAAUUCAUUGAAAAGAAGAAAGAUGAUGAAAUAUUCUUUUCAUUCACAAGAGUUUUGGAAACAUCAGAUAUUGAUAACUCGAAAUCCCUCAACAUUAUUUUCCGAGAGAAGGAUGGUUCUCAACCUAUGCUCUAUGAUUGCCUCCAUCAAAAUUUGGUUCCUAUUGAAGAUCUGAAGGGUAAGGUUGUGGCACUAUAUAUUACAGACCUCAACAUUGUCUGUGAAGAUUAUUUGAUCUUACAGCAAAUUUACCCUGAAAAGUUGGAUGACUACAGCAGAAAAGAGAACCAGUAUGAAAUAGUUUGGAUCCCUGUUAUGGAUAAUUGGACAAAGGAUACGUACCGGCUAUUUGACAAAGUGAGAGAUCAGAUGGAAUGGCUAUCAGUGUGUCAUCCUUCUCAGUUAGCACCACAGGUCAUCAGGUACAUCAGGGAGACAUGUAACUUUGUAAAGAAGCCACUUCUUGUCGUGAUGAACACUGAUGGCAGAAUCGUGCAUAAGGAUGCAACACAAAUGAUGUGCAUUUGGGGAAAUCAAGCAUAUCCUUUUAGUUUGGAAAAAGAAUUAUCACUCUGGCAGCAACGGAAUUGGACAAUUUCCCUUCUUGCUGAAGGAAUUGACCAAUAUUUGCCUACUUGGAUUGAAGAAAGGAAACAUAUAUGCUUAUAUGGAGGAGAAGACAUGGAAUGGAUCCGGAGUUUCACAAGGACUGCAAAAGGAGUUGCACUAAGAUAUGGGAUUGAGCUUGAGAUGCUUUAUGCAGGUAAGAACAGAUCUCGGGAAAGAGUUGUGAAAAAGUUAAUCAAUGUUACUCAACGUGAAAGGCUAAGCAAAGCGCUUGAGUGGAAACUCAUCUCAUACUUCUGGCUAAGAAUGGAGAAGAUGUGCAUGUCUGAGCCCCCACUGGCCAUCCCAGAACAGGAGGAAGUAGUUGAUGAGUUUUUCAUUCCAGAUGAUCCUGACUUCGUGGCACCGGUGCAGGGGCAGAAGUAUCAUUCUAUAUUCUCUGGAAUCGUUAACAUGCUGAGUUUUGGCUCCAGCAGUAAAGGGUGGGCUGUGAUCAGUGGAGGAACUGAGGAUAUGUUGUUUGAGGCUGAUGGGGAGUUAUUGUUGAGAGCUUUGGUUGAUCAUGAAAAGUGGAAGGAGAGAGCAGAGAAUUAUGGAUUUGUCAGAGCUCUGGAAAUCUACUACCACCAGCUUUGCAAUGACCUCCCACACUGUAUUAGUGUGAUACUGCCUGACACCGAAAUCAAGGGAAUAUCUUGUGCUGCCUGUAACAAACCGAUGGACAAGAUGGUCACUUAUAGCUGCUGCACUGAUAGAUCUUCAUAUGGAUAUGAUUAGCAUGACUACACUCACUAUACGUGCAGUGACACUGCCUUUGUUUCGAGUGUCAUCACCGGAGUUUUAGUGAAUAAAUACUAAUUUUACUGCUGUAAUUCUAAUGCAAAAUUAUUAAUUAUUAACUCUUAAUGGCAGCAUUUGUGAAUUUAAUAUCAUCAAACUGGAAAAUUAAAAUAAGUAGAAGAGUACAAGGUAUGUAAUCUUCAAUUCUA
Molecule: messenger RNA, 2715 nt
Organism: Cannabis sativa
Lineage: Eukaryota; Viridiplantae; Streptophyta; Magnoliopsida; Rosales; Cannabaceae
Product: protein SIEVE ELEMENT OCCLUSION B
Exons: 8
Coding region: 335-2503 (722 amino acids)
Biological process (GO): phloem development
Source: RefSeq, a predicted model, not a curated record